AUGCCUCCACGAAGAGUAGUCAAAGGUCGUCCAUCGAGGAAAAAUGUUGAACCACAAGAGCAAGGGGUGCCUAAUGCACAAAACGUGAAACCUCAAGGAGAUGUCACCAAUGUUGAAUUCCGUGAAGCAAUCCGGAUACUAAGUCAAGUCGUGACUAACCAGAGCACUUUCGAGUAUCCAGAGAAUUUCAUCGAGGAACUGAAAAAGGUAUUUGAGGUGAUGCAUGUUGCUGACACUGAGUGGGUUGAGAUAGCUGCAUACCAACUCAAGGGUGUUUCUAGGACAUGGUUUGAUCAGUUGAAGAAGGGUAGAAAUGAGGAUGCAGCACAUCUGAGUUUGGACUAUUUUGAAGAAGCUUUAUUGAGGCAUUUCUUUCCUCGAGAAUUGAACAAGGCUAAGGGACCCAUACCAUCUUCUUCUAGUGUAAUCGCACCUAGAAACAAAGGUCAGCAUCAUGGACAGAAUUCACAGACUUUCAAGGCUAGACCAACACAAUCUCAAGUAGCUCCACCAGACAAGGAUGCACCUAGAGGAUCUACUUCUAGUAUUGGUGGAGGACCAAAUCGCCUUGAUGGAAUCACGAGUCGAAAAGAUCAAGAGAACUCACCAAAUGUUGUCACUAGUAUGAUCAAAGUCUUUGAUUUUGAUAUUUAUGCUUUGAUAGACCCAGGAGCAGGUUUAUAUUUUGUAACCCCUUAUAUUGCUAAUAAGUUUGAUAUUAUUCUUGAGAAACUCUGUGCACCCUUUUGGGUUUCAACACCUAUUGAGAAGUCUAUUCUAGCUGAGCGAGUAUAUCCUGAUUGUGUUAUUUCCAUCGAUCAGAAACACACCUUGGCUGAUUUAAUUGAGUUAGACAUGGUAGAUUUUGAUGUCAUUCUGGGUAUGGAUUGA
Messenger RNA from Solanum pennellii, 891 nucleotides. RefSeq lists its product as uncharacterized. The coding region runs from base 1 to 891 and encodes 296 amino acids. The transcript is spliced from 4 exons. NCBI's taxonomy places the organism in Eukaryota, Viridiplantae, Streptophyta, Magnoliopsida, Solanales, Solanaceae. The record is from RefSeq and is a predicted model, not a curated record.